Molecule: messenger RNA, 1533 nt
Organism: Meloidogyne enterolobii
Lineage: Eukaryota; Metazoa; Nematoda; Chromadorea; Rhabditida; Meloidogynidae
Source: the annotation of a GenBank genome assembly
AUGUCGAUAGCAAAUUGGUACAAAUAUAAUCAAAAUCCGGAGUUAAAAAGAAUUCUGUUGUCAACACGUGGUAUACUCUUGGUGGAAGCCUGUAGAAGUGAUCAGUAUUGGGCUUGCGGGCUGGAAAUAGAUUCUAAAGACAUAAUUGACAAGAAAAAGUGGAGGGGUUUGAAUGUACUUGGUAGAAUCCUCAUGACUAUUAGAGAUAGAAUCUUACGUGAAAUUGGCUACGAAACUUUGGCUCGAAAUGAGUUUGAAGUCAGUCAGAACAGAAAAAAUUGGAAUGUUGGUCGAAUUAAUCCUCAGGCAAUAAUUAAAGAGAUUGAAUUCAUUCAUCAUGCGAACAGAAGAGACUUUCCUGGUGUUGUAAUAAGUCUGAAGCGGGGUGGGAAAUAUAACAGCUUGUUGUGUUGUUUAGUCAUUUCGGCGGGUUUACAAGUCUGUUCUAAAUGCUAUAGGAGACAGUUGGUAGAUUUGGACUUGGAUGAACUAGAAAUUGGACAGCUCGUGACGGUUUCUGUGGCUGAAAUUCCUGAACAAUGUUUAGUUGAUGAGGCUUACCUUCUUCCGCCACAAUCAGAGUUCAAAAUGGGCUCUGAGGAAAUGAUAAGAGAUGAUCUAGGUGUUCUCGGAACCGUACGUUCUCACUCACCGUGGCAUUACAAGCGCGAGGGUAAAAAUGUCUUCUAUCCGUUAGUCCCGCAAAUGUCUAUUGAUGAAGUCGAACUUUGUGAAAGCAUAAUCAGUGCCGCAAUUGCAUAUUCGUUCGAAGAUGAAAGAAAGAAAAUUAUUGAAAAUCGAUUCGAAGGUGCGGCAUUAUAUUGGGACAAACAAUUCUACUUGAAGUUCUCUGAAAUUGACUCUAUGAAAGUUAAAAAUUUGAAAAGUGUUUGGGCAGUUGAUGAUCAAGUUGAACUCAAGUCCAGCAUGCAACACUCUCAUUUUGGUCUUGGAGUAGUCAAGAAAAUUGAAACGGAAAAUGUCAGGUCCUUCGGGAAUCUCAAAUUUAAUUUUAGUGUAGUGAUAAGAGUUCUGAAUGUUCAAGAACGUAGAAAUCAUGAUACUGAGGAAGAAUUUUUGAAUGCGCAAGAUGGUGGUUUGCUUGUUGUACAUCCAAUCAUUAUAAAGGGUAUUGAAAGUCGUAGAACUUGUUUUUCAGCGAAUAUGCCGUCUCGUUUAUCGGAAUUAGACACUAAGCAGGGUCAAUUAAUGAAAGCUCUUUUGGCACGUGAAGUUGAAAUAGUAGAUUUGGAAGAUGUCCACGAGCCUCUAAAUCCACACCCUUUAAUGAGAUUAUUAAAUGAAAGGCAAAAAGAAACGGUUAACAGUUUGCUCUCUGGGGGGUGCAAGCUGGUUUACCAGCAAGCACCUCCCGGAGUAGGAAAAACCUUCUGUGCAGCAGUUGUUACAGCUAUUCUUCUCCAUAGUCUCACCAAUGCUAAAAUUGCUAUUAUUACAUCUGCUAAUUUGCCUUUAGCCAAACUCGCAAAAGAACUGGAGAAUGUUUUCCCAAGGAUCGUUACAAAGAAAUGA